UGUGGACACUCUGCUGGAGUGUGACUAUUCUGCUGCCAUGUCUGCUGAUGGCUCUUCCACUGCCACCACUGAGACCAGAGGAUGACCAACUGGAGUUUGCGAAGAAGUACUUGGAGAGCUUCUGUGGAUUUAAACCUAAUACUGGGCGGCAGCGGCGGAUGACAGAAAUUGACAUGUUCCAGGACAAAUUGAAAGGCAUGCAUCAGUUCUUCGGUCUUAAGAAGACUGGGGAGCUAACCCCCUGCACUGUGAAUGCAAUGAGGAGGCCCCGCUGUGGACUAUCAGAUGUGGAGACAUUUGAGGACAAGGUCAAGUGGAAAAACAAGUAUCUGACCUACAGCAUUGCAAACAGUCCGGCAGUGAGAUCUUCACAGCUGAGAAGAGCUGUUAGGAAGGCAUGGAGGUUGUGGAGCAACGUCACACCACUGCGAUUCUUGCGGAGGAAAGGAAAAGAAGCUGACAUCAUGAUCUCCUUCAAAACAAGAGAUCAUGAGGACGACUUUGCUUUUGAUGGCAAUGGGGGAGUCCUAGCACAUGCUUUCCAGCCUGGAGAUGGCAUUGGAGGGGAUGUCCAUUUUGAUGAAGAGGAGCGAUGGACUAUGAAUUCUAGUGGAAUCAACUUGUUUGCUGUGGCUGCACAUGAGUUUGGUCAUGCUCUGGGUCUCCCACAUUCUUCAGACCCGGGGGCAGUCAUGUACCCUGCCUACAGCUUUGUCACAAUAAAUGAGUUUGGCCUCUCCUUUAAUGAUGUAGAAAGUAUUCAAAAAAUGUAUGGUAAGUCAGAUUCUUCUUGGCGGUUUUGUGUCAAUCCAGAUCUUAUGAUGAUGUCACAGCUUCGUAUUCCUCCAAAGACUCCUGAGAAAUGUGAUCCAAGUCUGUCGUUUGACGCUGUGAUGACAAUGCAACAGGAAAUGGUCUUCUUUAAAGACAGAUUUAUGUGGCGGACUCACCCAAACUUUGAUCAAGUAGGCAUUACAUUGAUAACUAGUCUAUGGUUUGCUGUUCCUUCAAAUAUCAGUGCAGCAUAUGAGACUUCAGAGAACACCAUUUUGUUUUUCAAAGGUUCACAGUACUGGGCAGUGCAGCAGCUGGAACUCUUGCAUGGAUUCCCAAAGAAUAUCUCUGAGUUUGGGUUCCCUAGUACUGUGAGAGCAAUUGAUGCAGCCCUUCACUUUCGAGGAGCACGGCAGACAGUUUUCUUCACGGGGAAUAUGUGUUGGCGAUAUAAUGAGGAGCAGAAUCAGAUGGAAGAGGGCUAUCCUAAACCUAUACUCCAUGAUUGGCCGGGUGUAAAAACACCUGUGGAUGCAGCUGUGUUUCAUGCAGGUUUUGUCUUAUUCUUCUCUGGGAAUCUUCAGUAUAAAUAUGACCCUAUCCUGAAAUACAUUGUUGAAACAACACAUGUAAAUAAAUGGUUACAAUGCUAAAUAAUCUUGGGCCAAAAAUCACUGCAUAAUGUUUGCUUUGCCUCAAAUAAAACAAUGAAAUACAAAUAUGCAAGUUGGGGAGGUGAGUCAGUCCCCCCGAUCCAAACAGUAAAUAUUACGCUUCUAUUAUUAUAGACUUGCAAUGUAAUUUUCUCAGUACAAGCACCGGUAUUGCUGGACCAGAUGAUGCAACUUCCAGGAUAUUUACUGCUAGGACAAAUGCAAUGUGCUUUUGUAAUUUCACUGGAUGCCAGCCAGCUAGCUGACUGUUGAAACCGGAUAACAGAAAGCUC
Conger conger (European conger) is the source of this 1720-nucleotide messenger RNA. Its product is annotated as interstitial collagenase. Gene Ontology annotation, biological process: collagen catabolic process; proteolysis; extracellular matrix organization. Gene Ontology annotation, cellular component: extracellular matrix. The record is from RefSeq and is a predicted model, not a curated record. Bases 48 to 1427 code for a protein of 459 amino acids. Gene Ontology annotation, molecular function: metalloendopeptidase activity; zinc ion binding. The transcript is spliced from 10 exons. Lineage: Eukaryota; Metazoa; Chordata; Actinopteri; Anguilliformes; Congridae.